This is a messenger RNA of Linum trigynum, 1555 nucleotides long. NCBI's taxonomy places the organism in Eukaryota, Viridiplantae, Streptophyta, Magnoliopsida, Malpighiales, Linaceae. The record is from the annotation of a GenBank genome assembly.
GUUAGAAUGAUAGUGCUUUUCAAUUUAUUGGUUUAGUCUGUCAACUGACUUGUGUCAUCAUUUAUUACAAAAGGUUGCCAUAAGUAUUUGAACUAGUAGUUCAGGGUUGGUGUUUGGUUGUUGGUCGAAAUGAAUGUUCUGGCAUUGAUUCUUCUAUUUAACUGGUACUGCAAAGCUUGUUAUACCAGUAGAGAAAACAGUUUGUUCCUUCUGCUGUUUUUCCUUUCUACCUUCUGCAAAAACAGAACCUUCAGUAAUAGUUCUGCAUUUCCCUUCUGCUGUUUUUGAUUUCUACCUUCUGUUGUUUAUGCUUUGUUCCCCUACUGCUGGUUUAUGCUUUAUUCCUUCUGCAAAAACAGAACCUUCAGUAAUAGUUCUGCAUUUCCCUUCUGUUGUUUAUGCUUUGAUGGAACCAGGAAGUGUUAUUUCUUUAUAUGUUUGUUCCUUAUGUUGUUUGUGCAUUUACUUCAUUGCUGCUCUCGUACUACCUACUACAGCAUUUACGCUUUGUUCCAUUCUACAGGUCUUGGUGCUAACCAUAUUGAACAUCGAAGGUAUGGCAGCUAACCAGGAUGUUAAUGACGAGGUUAAUGACGAGGUUACUGGUGAGGUUAAUGAUGCUGGACAACAGAGGCUAAGGGAGUACAAGUCCAGGUCAGAGAUUCAUGAUGUAGUGUUCAUCGACUGCCUACUGGAUUUGGUUCAAUCUAGGGAGGUGGAGUCAGGAAACUUGAAGAACGGGGGAUUCAAGAAGCUGGAGGUUAUGAUGAGGAAGAGGAUUCCGGGUUUCAAUCUGAAUGUCAGGUCACGACACCGUUGGUUCAAGAACAAGUACAACGCCAUAUAUGAUGUCCAAAAUGGAAGUUGUAGUGGGUUUGGUUGGGAUGAGUCCAAGAAGAUGAUUGUUGCUGAUGAUGAUGUUUUCAAGGAUUGGGUUAAGACCCAUCCAGUGUUUUCUGGACUCAACAGCAAGGCCUUUGUCUAUUUCGACCAGCUUAGCAGAAUCUUUGGUAAGGAUAGAGCAGUGGGAAGUCAAGCAGGCUCUGUAGCUGAUAUGGAAGUGGAGGGUCGUGUUAGAAGAGCUUUCACUGAGGAACCCAUGAUGUAUGAUGAUGAAACUUGUCAACGUGUCUUAGAGGAGAUGAUAAAUGAAGGUGUUAACCAUAGAGAGUUGCUUGAUGAACCAGAAACAGGUCGUGGUAAGACAACUAAUGUAGCUGGAGGUAAUAAGAGGUCGAAGACCGAUAAAAGUUCUACGAGUCAUGUUGUGGCUGCUGAGAUCGAGAAAAUGCGUCCUCUAAUGGAGAAGGCUAGCAUGAACAUUGAUAGGAUGGCGAAUAGCUUUUGCCAUGAAGAUCCAUUGAUGAUUAGGAGAGGAAGUCUGUUUGAGGAGCUGUCUAAUGUUUAAGGUUUGACACAGGAUCAAGUGCUUUCAGCUGCUAUGAUCCUUGUCAAGGACGAUAGGAUUGCCCAGCUCUACUACCAACUGCCCACAGCUGAAAAAAAGCUUCACUUUCUACUUGGUCUCAUCAACUAAUAUAGCUAGCCUAUCUAA